AUGGAGAGGAAUCACUUUAGCCACAGACAUAAGCUUAAGCCGAUAAGCUCUAAAAAGCCCUACUUCUGCAGUGGAUGCAAGGAGCCAGGUUUUGAACGUCGACACCGAUGUGAGCUGUGCGAUUAUGAUCUUCAUAAAGAUUGUAUGGACCCCCAUCGCGACGAAACUGUUCGUCAUAAAUUCUUCACGAAUUCAACCUUCAGAUUCCUAUCUGAACCUCCAGAGAAUUGGCCCCGUCAAAAGCGUCAGAGAUACUGUUACGCCUGUGGAAAACCUGUCAAAGGUUUUUUCUAUCACGAUGAAGAUGGACGGGAUCUGCAUCCUAGCUGCCAUAAAUUGCCCUCGGAGUUAAGUGUUGAUGGUGUUGACUUUACUCUCUGUGAUAAGGUGUUAUCUACUUGCCUUUGGUGCAACAAGAAAAAGAGAGCACGUACUGUUUCCGGCAUCCGUGGCUGGAGCUAUGUGUCGAAGACUAAGGAUAAGGAACGCCAUUUUCAUGUGAGUUGUCUCACAGAAUUGGCGCUGGAGGCAUGGGGGAAAGAGGCUGAUAAUGAUAAUGAGCUUGGUUCGGCUUUGAAGAACGUGAAGUUGCCUGGUCAACGUCUCAUUGGGUUCCGAAUUAGUGGCAAAAAAGUUGUCAAGAUUGCAAAGUUUGGCCUCAAACAGAUUGGGGCUUUGCUUUGA
This is a messenger RNA of Mangifera indica (mango), 684 nucleotides long. RefSeq lists its product as uncharacterized. Bases 1 to 684 code for a protein of 227 amino acids. The record is from RefSeq and is a predicted model, not a curated record. The transcript has a single exon. NCBI's taxonomy places the organism in Eukaryota, Viridiplantae, Streptophyta, Magnoliopsida, Sapindales, Anacardiaceae.